Danaus chrysippus (African queen) is the source of this 1431-nucleotide messenger RNA. NCBI's taxonomy places the organism in Eukaryota, Metazoa, Arthropoda, Insecta, Lepidoptera, Nymphalidae. The record is from the annotation of a GenBank genome assembly.
AUGAUAGGAAUUUUACUUUCGCUAUUGAGUUGGAUAGAUUUAAGUCCUGUACCAUAUGUGGCUUUCUUAAUUGGCACAACUGAACCUGCCCUUAAGCUAUUGAUUUCUAUAUUAUUAGGGUAUCCAUUAGGAAUUAUAUAUAAUAAAUACAUCAAAGAGUACAAGGAGUAUAGACAUCUGUUUUUCAUUGGGGCUGGGCUCGAUAUUGCUCUCUAUAACUUUGGCCUUUCAUUUUAUCAUAAUGCUAUUCCGGCAAUAGUUAUUUAUAUCACAACAAAAUUAUUUGGCCCAAGUAAGGAGAAUGCGAUAAUAACAUUUAUUUUUAACAUGAGUUAUCUAUUGAUUGGAUAUGCACAGACGGAAUCAGAAGACUAUGACAUCACAUGGACAAUGCCUCAUUGUGUCUUAACUUUAAAACUCAUAGCUUUAUCAUUUGAUUUAUGGGAUGGCCAGAAAAUGAAAAGUGGAGAGAGUCUUUCUGAAAAUAGUAAAAAAACGGCCCUCAUAAAUCCACCUACUUUCUUAGAACUUAUUGGUUUUGUUUACUUCCCUGCUUGUUUCCUUGUGGGUCCCAUAUUUUCAUUUAGAAGAUAUAUUGACUUUGUUUCUGACAAAUUCCCCAUUGAGAAAGAAGCACCAAUGCUAGAAAAACAGGCAUUAAACAGAUUUAUACAAGGCAUGAUCUAUUUAAUUGCUUUUCAAGUUGGCAUAUCCGUUUUCAGCAUGAAUUACAUGCUCUCUGAAGAAUUUUAUAGUACUUCCAUAAUUUAUCGUCAUUUUUACAGUGGAUUGUGGGCACAUUUUGCUCUUUAUAAAUAUAUCUCCUGCUGGUUACUUACAGAAGCAUCCUGUAUAAGAUUCGGCCUAUCAUACAAUGGCACAAAAAAAACAGAAUACGGAGAAGUAACAAGAUGGGAUGGCUGUAACAACAUUAAAUUAAUGAGAUUUGAGGGAGCCACUAAGUUUCAGCAUUAUAUUGACAGUUUUAAUUGUAACACUAACCACUUUGCUGCAGAAUAUAUAUACAAACGCCUUAAAUUUCUUGGUAACCGUAAUCUUAGUCAAUUUUUCACUUUAGUGUUUCUCGCUUUAUGGCAUGGCACACGGUCUGGUUAUUAUAUGACAUUUUUCAAUGAAUUUAUAAUCAUAUAUAUGGAAAAAGAAUUGGAAGGUAUACUCUCAAAGUCAGAUUACUAUCAUAAACUUUGGGCAUCACCAGCAAAAUACAUAUUGUAUGGCAUUCUUAAAACUUACACCAUUGUUUUCAUGGGUUGGAGUUUAAUACCAUUUGAUCUCAAAGUAUUUUCCAAAUGGUGGCAAAUAUAUGCCAGUCUCUAUUUCUCAGGCUUUGUACUUUUCUUGCCUUGGGCUUUAGUAUAUAAACCAGUGCUUUUAAAAAUAAUGAAAAAGUUACCAUCACAUGUGCAAUAA